Molecule: messenger RNA, 1789 nt
Organism: Myzus persicae (green peach aphid)
Lineage: Eukaryota; Metazoa; Arthropoda; Insecta; Hemiptera; Aphididae
Gene: AsnRS
Product: asparagine--tRNA ligase, cytoplasmic
Exons: 12
Coding region: 1-1683 (560 amino acids)
Biological process (GO): asparaginyl-tRNA aminoacylation
Cellular component (GO): cytoplasm
Molecular function (GO): ATP binding; asparagine-tRNA ligase activity; nucleic acid binding
Source: RefSeq, a predicted model, not a curated record
AUGUCUGAAGGUACAACUGUCGAAGCUGUGGAGAAACUUUCUAUUGGUGAGCUCUUCACAUCAGAAAAACAUGGUGAUGAUACUUCUGGUGAUGGUACUGAGUUAAAGCCUUUCAAGACCAUAUUGCAGGCCAUGAAACAUGCUGGAAAAGAACCAUUUCCAGUGAUUUAUGUAGAUUCUAAAACCGAAGGCAAUAAAUUUGAACCUGCUCCUAAAACUCAAAUAAAGAAAAAUCAAAAAUUUUGGGUCAGAGAACAUCAUAAAAAUGUAGAAAAAGCCAAAAAAGAAGAAGAAGAUGCUGCUAAAAGGAAUAAAAAUUUAGAAGAAGCAAAAAAAUUAAUAUUAUCUGAAGAUUCUACUUUACCGCCUGCCACUUUAAUUAAAAUAAAAAAUGCUUCUGAAUAUCGCAAUUCAAGGAUUAAAAUGUAUGGAUGGGUACAUAGACUUAGGAGACAAGGAAAAUCAUUAAUGUUUAUCACAUUAAGAGAUGGCACAGGUUUUGUUCAAACAGUUCUUAAUGAAAAAUUAUGUCAAACAUAUAAUGCUUUAAUGUUGUCUACUGAAUCAUCUGUUCUUCUUUUUGGAGUUUUGAAAGAAGUUCCUGAAGGAAAGUCUGCACCAGGAGGGCAUGAACUUCAAGUUGAUUAUUGGGAAUUAAUUACAUUAGCACCACCUGGUGGUGCUGAUUCUAUAUUGAAUGAAGAUGCUAAUCCAGAGGUGCUAUUGGACAAUAGGCAUAUUGCCAUUCGUGGAGAAAAUACAUCCAAAAUCUUAUUAAUGAGAUCAGUGGUCACUCAAGCAUUCCGUAUGCAUAAUUUAGAUAAAGGCUGCGUUGAAGUUGUACCACCUACAUUAGUACAGACUCAAGUGGAAGGCGGGUCUACAUUGUUUAAACUGGAUUACUUUGGACAAGAAGCAUAUUUGACUCAAAGUUCCCAGCUUUACUUAGAAACUUGCUUACCAGCACUUGGUGAUGUAUUUUGUAUGGCUCAAAGUUAUCGUGCUGAACAGAGUCGUACGAGAAGACAUUUAUCUGAAUAUACUCACGUAGAAGCUGAAUUCGCAUUUAUUACUUUUGAUGAUCUACUAAAUCGGAUUGAAGAUAUGAUUUGUGAUGUAGUGAAGCGUGUUUUAGAGUCACCACAUGCUGAUAUUGUGAAACAAUUAAAUCCAGAAUUUGCUGUACCGAAAAGACCUUUUAAAAGAAUGGAUUAUAAAAUGGCCAUUGAAUUUUUGCGUGAAAACAACAUAACCAAGGAAGAUAAUUCAUUUUAUGAAUUUGGAGAGGACAUUCCUGAAAUGGCUGAAAGAAAAAUGACGGAUUUAAUUAAUCAGCCAAUUAUGUUGUGCAGAUUUCCUGCUGAAAUCAAAUCAUUCUAUAUGUCUCGAUGUCCUGAAGAUAAUACUCUUACUGAAUCUGUGGAUGUCUUAUUGCCUGGUGUUGGUGAAAUUGUUGGUGGUUCAAUGCGUAUUUGGGAUGAAAAAGAGUUACUGGCUGGUUAUAAAAAGGUCGGAAUCGACCCAAAACCGUAUUACUGGUAUACUGAUCAGAGGAAAUUUGGAUCAUGCCCUCAUGGUGGAUAUGGCUUAGGAUUGGAAAGAUUCAUGUGUUGGUUAUUGAAUAGAUACCAUAUUCGUGAAGUCUGUCUAUAUCCAAGAUUUUUAGACAGAUGUACUCCAUAAAAGUUAUGAAGUAAUGCAGUUUCAACAUCAUAAUUAAUUUUAUGUUACUGUCACUAUUAAUAAAUUAAACAAAAUAAUAAAUUGCAUUUAUGCGUUUUCUAGUUUA